Molecule: messenger RNA, 2293 nt
Organism: Pocillopora damicornis (cauliflower coral)
Lineage: Eukaryota; Metazoa; Cnidaria; Anthozoa; Scleractinia; Pocilloporidae
Product: BTB/POZ domain-containing protein 6-B
Biological process (GO): neurogenesis
Cellular component (GO): cytosol
Molecular function (GO): protein binding
Source: RefSeq, a predicted model, not a curated record
ACAUCUAACCGAGACCUCGUCGAUUUCUUAUCUUCAAUUUUUGCUCAGCGACUCUCAAUCGCAAACCAUUAGUGAAAGGAUAUCAAGUGAGAGUACAUGGGGAUUGUUUUAUCAAAGAACGCCAAUAAAUCAGUAACAGCAACGAUGGCAACAAACUACGAAAUUUCAGGGGCUGCGGAGGCUGCAAACAACACAGCUAUCGCUGACGCACCGAUUAUUGAAGCAGAAGACUGGCAGACAAAGUGUCUUACUGUCUUAGACAGAAACAAAUUUAUAUUCAGCAGAGAGCUACUAAGCGAUAUAAAAUUUGUUGUUCCAGCGUCAAACGGCACGAAGCUGGAGAUUCCAGCUCACAAGUUUAUUCUUGCAAUCAGCAGUCCUGUGUUUUGCGCCAUGUUCUACGGCCCAAUGGCGGAAACUAAAAACUCUAUUGAUUUACCUGACUAUGAGUACGAGAGCCUGUUGGAGUUGCUUCGUUUCUUGUACUACGACAAAGUAAAUUUGAGCGGAAGCAACGUAAUGCAAGUGUUGAACUUAGCCACGCAAUACAUGGUGCCUUCGCUCGUGAAUAAAUGCACUAAGUAUUUGCGUGACAUUUUAGGAGUAUCGAAUGUCUUUCAAAUUCUAGUCGCUGCUGAGAAAUUCGAAGCGAAAGAGUUGGAAAGAGAAUGUUGGAAACUUAUUGAGAUGCAAGCGGACGAGGCGUUGAUGUCAGAUGGAUUCUCAACAGUUGAAAUAUCUGUUGUCAAGUCUGUCGUGAAAAGAAGAACGUUGAAUGUUAAGGAAGUAGAUCUCUUUAAGGCAAUAGAUCAGUGGGCCACCAAAAAAAUUGUAAAGCAAGGACAAACUCCUACUGGUCGCCUAAAAAGACGAAUUCUCGGAGAUGAAAUUGUUAAAGCCAUAAGGUUUCCUCUAAUUUCUCAGGCAGAGUUUGCGUCUGUGGUGUUAAGUUCUGGCAUUCUCACAAAUGAGGAGAACAGCGACAUGAUGAGAUACUACAGCAACGUUCCAACACUUUCUUUGCCAUUUUCCCAAGAGAAAAGAUUUAUUGCCAGCUUUUUUCGAUGCCACAGAUUUUCAGGGUUUGAUAUGCCAAUUAGUCAGACCAGGAAAGUUAAAUUAUAUGAUAAUUCUCAUUAUCUGACCCGCAACCAAUUGCGUAGCGGUCAAUUAACCCGGUCAUACCGUCAGGCAAAUGCCUCAUCAGCGGUAAAUUAUUCGGCGAGCAAUUCUAGCAAGUGGUGCUACGACGUUGAUAGCACUGACAAAUUGAAGUUCUCAGUCAAUAAACCCAUCAGGCUUCGCGGGGUUGAGCUUUUUGGCUCCAUAGGAAACGAGUACCAGGUUUCCUUACAGGUGAACUGUACCGAACCUUUUACAAAGUGUCUGGUAACACAGUCUGGAAAUUACGCAUCAACCGCCAGAGAGAACUCUAAAUAUUAUGGCUUUGAUGUAUUGUUUAACCGUCCGAUUCAUCUGGAGGCAUAUAAAUAUUACGAAUUACUAUCAAUUAUCAAAGGUCCUUUGUCAUGGUACGGACAGCGAGGCCAAAGCUCUGUUGAGUGCCAGGGAGUGCUUUUCACUUUCAAGGAUCCUUAUGACAGCAGACAUAGAACCAACGCAAGUUGUGGCCAAUUUCCCUCGUUAAUCUUUACAUAAAUGGUAUUGGUUGAAUUGGUCACUGUUCUUCAGUAACUGAAUGACUAAAGCCACUCAUCAGCUUGUGUGAUAUCUAUAGAAAGCCUUUUCAAUGCAGUUAGAGUCCUGCAUUAGAUUCGUUUACAAAGCCGUGAAGAAAUCUUAGCAAAAAGCCCUGUAGUCAUGAUUCAUAAUAGUCAUUGCUUUGUAUUGGAAUGCAACCAAGGAAUUAGUUUGAAUAUAGAGCCUUCUUCGGAGUGUUCAAGGUUUUCGAUGCUGGAAAAUUUAAUAGUGAAAUCGUUAUCAUGAUACCUUUGUUAUUGGGGUGACUCGCAUUUUUACAUGAUUAAUAAUGAAUUUGAAAUAUCGUUAACAGUCAAAUAUCCAAAACUAAAACCAAGACAGAUUCUUAGAACGUAAGUGGUCAACUACCAAGUUGUAAAUAGACUUGUAAUUUACUUGCGUAGUAGAUUGAUUAACACAUCAGUUUAAUUGUCGAACAGUUGUUAGUGACUUGAUUGUAAAUAUUUUUCACAGACAUUGUGAUUCAAUUCUGACCGUCUUUCCAUUGAUAAUGCAUUAGUAAGCACCAUUUGCAAUUGUAAAACUUGCACGCUCGAUAUUUUUUUAGUCCCUUUUAAAUAAAAGUGAAUUU